AUGGGUUUAAGAGUGAUUAGGUACCAGUCAGAGGGAUGGAACGAACCAAAGGUCUUUUUCGAGUCCCGUCAUCAGCCUGGGGACAACUGGUCGAGAGCUUUAGGCCCUACCCCACCUAAGCUCUUCACUAAACUUCAACGGGCACAGGCGCCACAGUUAGCCGAAUGCGUCUACUCUAAGUCCUGGCUUCCGCCAUCAGCGGGCUCCGAAACCGCUGCUCCGAGCACGUCCUCUGAUGACGCAAAGCUCCUAUUCGGCACAGUUUUCUCCCUUCGAAAUAUGGUCCGUAAGCUCGGCGGCGACGACGAUGCAUUCAUCAGCUACCGAACUGCCCAGUAUAAGCUACACUUUUACGAAACACCCGCCAACUUGAGAUUUGUUAUCCUCACCGACACAGCGACCUUGAGCAUGCGCAAUGUGCUACACCAAAUUUACAUCAACCUAUGGGUGGAAUAUGUGGUCAAGAACCCCCUGGCGCCAGUGGAACACAAAAACGGCGAUGGUGUCAAGAACGAGCUCUUCGAGUUGGGCCUCGAUCAGUUCAUCAGGGGCUUGAUGUGA
Molecule: messenger RNA, 561 nt
Organism: Fusarium oxysporum Fo47
Lineage: Eukaryota; Fungi; Ascomycota; Sordariomycetes; Hypocreales; Nectriaceae
Product: TRAPP subunit BET5
Exons: 5
Coding region: 1-561 (186 amino acids)
Biological process (GO): endoplasmic reticulum to Golgi vesicle-mediated transport
Cellular component (GO): TRAPP complex
Source: RefSeq, a predicted model, not a curated record